UGGUGAGAGAAAAUAAAUAGAUUUGAUGUAUAGUGGAGCAAGUAAUAGUAAUUUUAUCGAAAUAGUAGAUCGAUACCGCGUUGAUUAGAUACAAAGGUGAUUGAAAACCCACCGAUUGGCUUGUUUUAUCACAGUAUGGUUCCAUCGCCCCUAGCCAUGGCUCCGUGGUUGGAAUUGCCGUAUGAUAUACAAAACGUGACGCCAGAGGAAGACAAGGCUAUCAAGAAAUGUCUACUAGGAUACACAAAGACGUUCGUAAAAUGCGGCAAGAAGGGCUACGUGAUGCCGGGAGCGUUCAGGAAGCACGCGGAGGCGAUAUACAACAUGCGGGUCCGUCCAGAUGACAUCUGGGUCAUCACAUUCCCACGAUCAGGCACAACAUGGACGCAAGAAAUGGUCUGGUUGAUAGAAAAUGAUCUAGACUUUAAGGCAGCUAAGAAACAACCACUUUUUGACCGGUUUCCGAUGUUAGAAACUACCUCACAAAUACCAGAAGUUGCAUUUGAACUGAUUAAGGCAAACUUCAUGAACCUAGGCUACUUUCAAGGGCUGAACCUCGCAGUAAAGGUCCCAAGUUGGAAGACCAUAGACGAAGCACCAUCACCUCGAUUCAUCAAGACCCACUUACCCCUCUCUCUUCUACCACCAAGUCUUCUAAAUACUGCCAAAGUGAUAUACGUAGCAAGAGAUCCCAGGGACGUGGCAGUUUCAUAUUACUAUCUACAUAAAAUGGUUAGCAAGACCUUGAUGAGGUCAACGUUCACACAUUUCUGGGAUGCUUUCAGAAGAGAUUUGUUGCCAUGGACUCCUAUAAUAGAACAUACGAAUGAAGCAUGGGAAUUAAGGCAUAAAGAAAAUAUGCAUUUUUUAUUCUAUGAAGAUAUGAUAAAGGAUUUACCGAAGGUAAUACGCGGAGUAAGCAAAUUUUUGGAUAGAGAGUAUUCAGAAGAACAAGUGGGACAGUUAGCAGACCACCUUAGUUUUAAGAGCUUCCAAAAGAACAAGACAGUUAACAAUUCUGCUAAUGAGAAUGGGGAAAUUCAGUUUAUUAGAAAAGGUGAAGCAGGCGGUUGGAGGACACACUUCGAUGCCAAAAUGGUGGUGCAGGCAGACGAAUUCUUAUCAAAGAAACUCAAAGGUCUGAGUUUGAAGUACCCUUCUUUAUGUAAUACGGACGGUGAAACCACCUAUUUAUAAACGCCAUGAGAUAUCUAUAAUCUAUUUUUCCUUAGAUGACUUAAAAUGUAAACAAAUCGCAGAAAAUUUUACGGAGAAACGUCUAAGAUAUGCACUUUACCUGGCAUUUUAGACAUUCUGUGGUCAAUUCCAAAUUAACCAGUUCAUUGGAAAGCCUAGAACACCGCAGAGACGUAAGCUCUCUUUGCGUACCUAUUAUAAAUUAGAUAUGAAGGAGAGUGUUUUUUUUUUUAAUCUUGAUUUUUGGGAGUUUUUUCCAUUUGGAAAAUGCCACUCCGUAAGGCCACAUUAUAUACUUAACAACUUAUUUGCGUAAGGCCUUCUUGUACAGCCGUAACAGUGCCCUAG
This is a messenger RNA of Maniola jurtina (meadow brown), 1545 nucleotides long. It is a transcript of the gene Sult, whose product is annotated as sulfotransferase 1A1-like. Lineage: Eukaryota; Metazoa; Arthropoda; Insecta; Lepidoptera; Nymphalidae. The record is from RefSeq and is a predicted model, not a curated record. Gene Ontology annotation, cellular component: cytoplasm. Gene Ontology annotation, molecular function: sulfotransferase activity. Gene Ontology annotation, biological process: sulfation. The coding region runs from base 136 to 1197 and encodes 353 amino acids. The transcript has 7 exons.